AUGGGGUUCCAGGACACGCAAACGCCGCUGUCCCGCGGCAGGGUGGCGGCGUCCAAGUAUGGCGGCGGCGGGGUGUCGGUGGGCGCGGGAGUGCGGCGCGGCGUGAAGUGCCCCGACGACCUGGUGCUGGGCUGCUGGCUCGAGCCCAAGCCCGAGCCCGAUCCGCCGCCCCCACACGACCUGCUCGACUCGCUGCUCGCCCCACCCCCCCUCGCCGAGCUCAAGCCCCUCCCUCCCUUCACCGGCUACACCGGACACCUCUCCAUCAACGGCAUCUCCGGCCACCACUACCAUGCCAUCGCGCAGCGCCUGCCCGAGGAGAAUAACAACUACCCCACGCAGAGCGGCUACGGCGCCGACCAUGACGUCGUUUCGUCGUCCACGUGCGCCGCAGACGCUGAGCCCCCCGACUUAGAAGACGUGAAGCCCUUCGCGCUCGACGACACCAAGCCCUUCGAGACCACGCCCCCCGGUGCGCCGGACUCUUGUGCCGCUUCCUGCUCCCCGCCCGCCAAGAUCUUCGAGGACAGCCAGAAGCAGGACAUGUACGACAUCAGCUCCAUUGAGGACAUCGCCGCCAUCAUCGGCUCUGCGAUGGCCGACACGACGGUACAUUCACAGCCAGAGGAGACGGAAACCAAUGACUCUCGUGACAGUUGGAUGGACAUAGACGCGUGGAUCGCGGGUGCUUGUAAUCAACACGGAGACAAAAUCGUUCCCCAGGAUCUCACAGAAUUCGGCCUUCCCAGCUCGCCCCUCUCGACGCCACAGAACAAUCACCACAGCAAUUUAGAGUUCUCCUGCAAAAAUCAGGAGUUUUCCAAGAGUCAAGAGUUCCUCCAUAAGAAUCUUGGACAAGCCGGGUCCACUUUACAGACGUUAUUAACUCAUGGCUACAUGCCACUGCUUCAGAACCGGCUUCAAAACGGCCCCCCGGUGAAGCAAGAAGCGCCGAGCUCGACGAGCUACGGCAUGGAUGUGAUAUCGACGUCGUCGCCGCCCGGCAACGCGGUGUCCACGACGGACGGCGUCGGCGGGUUGCUCAACGGCCGGUACGCGUCACAUUAUGCGCUCAGUUUGAAGCAGGACGGACUUUGCAGUCCAGAACGAUUACUGGGCUACCCGCACGCACACACGACGACUGUCACACCGUCGAAUAAGAGUAAAAGAAGUCGAGCGAAAGCGAAGCAGCAGAAUAACGGAGCGAACAUUCACGGGAGCCUGGCGUUCCCGUCGACAGCGGCGGAGCUGAGCGGGCUGCUGGGCAAGGAGAAGCCUGUGCACCGGUGCGGGAUAUGCAACCGAGGGUUCCUUAACAAGUCCAACAUCAAGGUGCACCUCAGAACACAUACGGGGGAGAAGCCGUUCAGGUGCGACGUGUGCGCGAAGGCGUUCAGACAGAAGGCGCAUCUCAUUAAGCACCAGCAGAUACACAAGAGGAUCGGGCGGGACUGAGCCGCGCCCGCGCCGCUCAAAACGAAGCAUUUCAUAGUUUAGGUUGUGUGCGUGUAUGGACGAUUGGUACCUCAAUCUGCGCUGAAUCUCAUUCUAGGCUAUUGUACAUGGUAUAUCAUUGUCUUCUAACGUAGUUAAGAGCGAUGUUCACGUAUUGUAACCCUUUAGUUUAACUCCUCCUAAGGACAAGUGCAAUGUUAACUAGUUUUAAGUAUCUUCAGAUUUAUUUUGAUGUAGAUAAUUGUUUAUAAUUUUGUUGUGUAGUGACGUUUUGACCUUUCGAAAUUCAUUCCAAUAAUUUACUUAGUAUAUUACUCCGUCUCGUUAGGUUAGUCUUCGGUUUAUUUCGCUUAAUGUCUUGAUUGCUGUCUGCUUCAAGAGCCACGUGCGCUCCAUUCGCUGAACUACGGUGCACACUUUAUGCAAGAGGUAGGCGAACAAAACAUGAACGAAUAAUGUUUUAGUAAUUGAAAUUUUUGGACGUAUUUAUAGUCUAUUCUAUACUCCGAUUACCUAUUUAUAGUCAACUUGUAAUGGAAAUGUUUAGUUGUAAUGUAUGAUAUAGCUACUUAAAUAUGUAUUAUAUAAAAAACAAAGACAAAGCUUACGAGGCUAACACAAAGCUCUGAAGUAGUUUUAAAUUAAUUUAUUUUAAUGAUACAAUUCUAACAUGCUAUUCUUUACUUGCUUAAUCAAAUCAGUCUCCUAACUUAUUUAUUACUUUCUUAACUAACAAUUUCGCUUGACACGAAACAUCACAAUAUUACGCAUUUGUCACAAACAAUACAGUCCGCCUUGUUGCAUCGUGUAAUCACAAAUUAUACAACUUUCCUAUAAUCCACCAUUUUCAUUACCACGACCAAAGUACAUUUAUUUUCAUUCGUUUUGGCACAAAAAAACAUUCCGUCGACUAGGUAAUCCACUCCACUAAAAGGAAUAAUUUUAAAAUCAAUCAUUUUUAUACGUACACGCAUGAAUGCACGCCAUUUUUUGUCAUCGUCAUCAGUAUUAUAUCACUGUCACCGAAUCCUAUCAUGUCACCAAACUAACCUAAACUAAGUCAAGAGAAAUGCACGAAUAAUUAUUCAUUAGCAUUUAGCACAUAACUUUCUACUUCCAAUCAUCAUCAUAUUUGUCAUUAUUAUCAAAUAUUAAUCACAAAUUCAUAGACACGGUGUUGAGAGCGUUCCGAGCGGAAAGCGGGUGUUUAGAUUAUUUUCUGUGUACCGUCUUUACAGGCAUUCCAGAAGAAUCACGCCUAAAUCAUAUUAUCUAAGAGUCAUAAGCCUUGUACUAUAAUUAUGAACGUAGCUUAACCGUCGCACAGUAACAGCGCGCGCGGGUCGAUCAGCGCGCACGCACGCGAACUGCGGAACUGCUCCGUCCGGGAAGCGGACGGGAAAAAAAUAUACUACAGUCGGUCGAUCCGCUGUUGCGUAACACCGGCCUUACGAAUGUAGGGCGCAGGAGUCGGGUCAAAUAGAUAAAUAUUGGGAAAAAAUGCAAAUAACAGAUAGACGACUACGAACACUCUAGAGCUUGUUUAAUAAACAAAACUAGUGUAUAAGAACAAGAACCUUUUCGCAAAUACCACCUGUUAGCGAGCGAAAUGGGAAAUGAUUAACUCAAUAUAUAAUAAAGAGAAAGAAAACACAAACUUACAUAAUAUAAAAAACCUUACAUAUCACCCGCAUUGCUAUGCGUCAUAUAUUCAACAAACCUAGGCCACGGGGGUUGCCUGAGCUGACGCCAAGAAACCGCAACCAAAUCGGACCAUCCGCUCCGGAGUACAAUAGCGCGGACAGACAGACAGACAACGGGUUGAAACUUAUAACAACUCUCCGCGUAGCGUCGGGGGUUAAAAAUAUUUGCAUAAAUAUUGUAUUUGAAUGUAGACUGACCAGGAAUCUUUUGUAAUCUUUUGUUGUUUUAGCUUUAUAAUGGCGACGCAACGGAUACAAAACUAUAAUUGUAUUUUACAUUUUCAAUGUUAAUUAAACAGGCUUCUGGGGUUAGGAAUAGGGUAAAUCAGCAAUUUAAGUUACAAAAUUCCGUAGUUGAUAGCCCAUCUAAGAUGGAUAUUAUAAUGAACAAGGGGUCUGCCUGUCGCCAAUAACAAUUGCCCAUCAUGUUAGAAAGGAUACCCUCUGUCGGAUUUUGCCUCUGUCUGAUGCAUGGGAAGACAAGGAGCUGAAUUUGUUUUUUUUUAUUUGUUUAGUGUAUAUUAACCACACAACAGCAUUGGCCCUUAAAGUAUAUUUUCAGCCUUAGUUGUAAUAUAAUAACUUCGUAGUUCGCGUGUCAGUAUUUCGCAACCAUCCUGUGAACAAUCAUAUAAACACUAAGUACCUACCUAACCUACUAUCUGUAGCCGGUGUUUUUUACCCAAUUCAUUAAUCCUUAAUUACUUUGAACAUAAAUUGAUUAUAUUUUUUUAGAUUGGCUCAUUGCGAUGUUGGAGGAUAAAGGAAACUAAGCAAGAAUGUUUUAUAAAGCUUUGGUACGAUAUAAAACGUUGUUGGCAAACCUUUUCAAGAGUUGAGACUCGAAUAAGAUUAUGAUAUUCAAAUUCACGUUGUGUCUGUUUAAAAAACCAUUCAUCACACGAUCGUUAAUUAUCAUCUUAUCACACAUUCCGUCAUCGUAUUCCAAUCACUUUACUCUGUGAUCUUUUACCAUUUCAAAACUAACCUAAUUUAUUUUUAAAAUAUCAAUUUUAGAACGCGCAUUUACAUUCCUCGUCACGUCACCGCGUUUGCGGUCAAAUUUUUAUUUUACUUUUAAUAGCUGCGUAUCGCGAAACAUUCCAUCGCUUUCCUAACAUUUCCAUUGACCAUUGAAAUGAGAUCAUGCGUACGAACGCUUGAGCGGGUCGGUUGCCUGCGCCCGCGCCGCCAAUUGGGUCGCUAGAAAAUUCACUGUUUGAAAUUGGAAGCCUAUGCUGAAAUCGAUUAGGUUUUGUUUCGAUAAAAAAUAGGAUAAGAUUUUCUUAAUAGUUUUGUACCAAUAAUUGUUGGUACACUAAAAAAGUACUUGCCAUGUUGAUGGAGAACGUGACUUUUGCAAACUGGAUGAAGGUUGAAUUAGGUAGAUAUUAGAGAAGUAAACGUAAAAAUAAGUUUUAAUUUAUAAUUAUGACUCCCUUAUAAUAUGUAAAUCAUCAUAGCGAACAUGUACAGACACUACUGUGAUGUACAUCACGCAAGCAUAAUAAAGAAAAAAAUAGUAUUUAAAAAAAUAUGGCAACAAAAUAUUUAAAUAAAAAAAUGAAAUCGAAGUAAAACCUAAUUAACUUCAGAACGAAAUAAAGGGCAUUUUUGAAUAGGUUUUGGCUAUUAGCAAUCGCGGUCGCGGGCGAUUGGCUAACCGCUGUGGAAUGGACGCGCGUUUGUGAAACGCUGCCUGAAAAAACAAGAAACAUAAGGUCACUUUACUUUUGAAAAUUCAACAAUAAAGUUCUACUGAGCAUCUUCAUGAUUUAAAAACGGCUUCUCACCGUCAUCUUUAUAACAAUGACAUCUUUCGGCACAAAAAGCUGUCACAAAAUCAAUAUUUUUAUGAAGAUUAUAAUUAAAAUGAUUUAAAAAAAAUCAUAAUGUUACCUACCGAAUUUAAGAGAUAUUUUCUACAUAAAAGAACGUUAAAAUAUGUUUGAAGAAUGUAAGGGUUUUUUAAUAAUUAUUAAGUGUUUCACACGCGGCGUUUUCCACAGCUUGUGUGUAGAUAGACCUUAUAAAGUACCUUUUGUAGUACUUAAGUUAGUUGUAAGUAUUUAUUGUAAUAUUGUAAUUAUUUCGUUGUAAAUCCUUCCAUUCGCCCGUGUAUCUCGAUUUGGGUAUUAUCAAUUUAUGAGUUUUAAAAUCAUUGUUGAAAAAGGACAUUUUAAUGUGAGGUGAUUGCGUGGAAGGCCGGUUUCUAAAUAAUCAGAUAGAAUCCAUUAAAUGUUCUAAAUUUGAGUAUUUUCAUACAAAAUUUUGUUUUUUCCUUGGUAAAGAAUUUUAAUACACGUAUUGAAAAAUCAGCCCUAAAUGUGAUAGAGCUAAAGAUGAUUUAUAAUUAUGUUUUAUAGAAAUAUACUGGGGAUACUGGUCUAUAUGUAUGUAUGUGUGUAUGAUAUGAUAAUGUUUCAUUGUCAAUGUUGAUACCAUAGUACCAUUCUUAAGCGCACAAAUCGAACCCAUAAAAUUGAUAAUAAUCAAACGUUAUAACGGGGUUUAUUUCAUAAUAAAGAUGUUGUACGUUAUAAGGAGAACAUGUUAUAUUUUUCGAGAGGUUUUUCCACUUUUAAGUAAAAUGUAAAUUAAUGUAAAAUAAAUUGAGAUUUUUGUUAACGAUA
Molecule: messenger RNA, 5791 nt
Organism: Pectinophora gossypiella (pink bollworm)
Lineage: Eukaryota; Metazoa; Arthropoda; Insecta; Lepidoptera; Gelechiidae
Gene: ich
Product: ichor
Exons: 2
Coding region: 1-1455 (484 amino acids)
Biological process (GO): embryo development; embryonic hindgut morphogenesis; regulation of transcription by RNA polymerase II
Cellular component (GO): nucleus
Molecular function (GO): RNA polymerase II transcription regulatory region sequence-specific DNA binding; DNA-binding transcription factor activity, RNA polymerase II-specific
Source: RefSeq, a predicted model, not a curated record